AUGCAAUCACAUAAUACUUAUAAUUCUGAUGAAUCUUUAAUCAUUGAACCAGCAUAUUAUUCUGAAGGGAAUAUUCCCAUUUUCAAACCAACCAUGCAACAAUUUAAUAAUAAUUUUUAUCAAUUUAAUAAAGCUAUAAAUAAAUAUGGAAUGUCAAGUGGUAUUGUUAAAAUCAUUCCACCAAAAGAAUGGAAAUAUCAAAUUAAUAAAUUUUAUACUAAUGAUAAUUUAAUUAAUAAUAUAAUCAUUAAGAAUCCAAUUAUUCAACAUAUAAAUCAAAUAUUGCCAGGGAUUUAUCAACAACAAAAUAUUGAAAGACAAAGAAAAUAUAAUAUUUAUCAAUGGAAACAUUUAUCAGACAAUUAUAAACCUCCAAAUCCUAAAAGAAGACAUCUGCAACUGCAACUGCAAUUGCCUGAUGAACAACUGCUGCAACUGCAACUGCAACAAUCCGCCCAACAUGAACCUUCUUCGCCAACUAGAAAAUUACGACCACAUCACCACCCUAUCCCAGAAUACACAAUAGACACCUCAGAAUUCAAUAACGAUGAAAGAUGUAAAGAAUUAGAAUCGAUCUAUUGGAAAUCCCUAACAUAUUCUGAACCAAUGUAUGGUGCAGAUAUGUUAGGUUCAUUAUUCCCCCACAACUUUAAAUCUUGGAAUAUUGCUCAAUUACCAAAUAUACUAGAUCUUAUGGAUAAUAAAAUCCCAGGUGUAAAUGAUGCAUAUCUUUAUGCUGGUCUUUGGAAAGCUACUUUUGCUUGGCAUUUAGAAGAUCAAGAUUUAUAUCUGAUAAAUUAUAUUCAUUUUGGAGCUCCAAAACAAUGGUAUCUGAUUCCUCAACAUCAUCAACAGAAAUUCUUUGAAUUUAUGAAAGAUACUUUUAAUGAAGAUUACUUGAAAUGUCAUGAAUUCUUAAGACAUAAAACUUUUUUGGUCUCACCUGCAUUACUUAGAAAGAAUGGAAUUGAUGUAAAUCAUAUUAUUCAUCGUGAGGGGGAAUUCAUCAUCACUUAUCCAUAUGGAUAUCAUGCUGGUUUCAAUUAUGGAUAUAAUUUAGCUGAAUCUGUGAAUUUUGCUCUUGAUGAUUGGUUUGAAUUUGGGAAAAUUGCGUCAAAAUGUGAAUGUAUUUCUGAUUCAGUUGCAAUUAAUAUUAAUCAAUUAAUGUCGAAAUAUUAUGGAACUCGAAUAUUAAAUAAUAGGGGUGGAUGUAGUUAG
This is a messenger RNA of Hemisphaericaspora subhashii, 1218 nucleotides long. RefSeq lists its product as uncharacterized. Lineage: Eukaryota; Fungi; Ascomycota; Pichiomycetes; Serinales; Debaryomycetaceae. The record is from RefSeq and is a predicted model, not a curated record. Gene Ontology annotation, biological process: chromatin remodeling. The transcript has a single exon. Gene Ontology annotation, molecular function: histone H3K9 demethylase activity; histone H3K36 demethylase activity. The coding region runs from base 1 to 1218 and encodes 405 amino acids. Gene Ontology annotation, cellular component: nucleus.